CCUCUUUUUCAGCUUCAUCUUCGUUUGCUUUUGUGUGUGUCUCUCUGGAUAUUUCAUCCUCCAUCAUCACCAUCAUCUUCAGUCUUUCUUAUGUUUUCAUCUGUUUUUGUGUUUCUCCUGUGAGGCAGUUUGAAUGGUUCAAGAAAAGGAUUAAAAGCAAAUACUCAUUUAAUGAAUCUACUUGAAUGGAUGAAUGUUAUUCCUUACCAUUCCCAACUAAAUUAUCCCUCAAUUGAAACAUCUGAUUAUUAAAUUGUGCACUCAAAUUAAUCCAGAACAGUUUCUUGUUUACAGUUUGUUUCACAUCUUUCAGUAUUGUUAUUGUUUUCAUUGCUACUGCUUACCAUUUCCACAGUCAUUUCAACAGUGAAAACCUUGCAUUCCUCCGUUAUUGAUAUACAUUUAAUUGUAUAACAAAAUGAUUUAAAUUUAAAUUUACCUAAUUUUACUAAAUAAUUACCAAUCUAAUCAUGUGUACAAAUAUAGAUGAAACAAGUAACUCUAAGCGAAAAGCUUUGGAGUUAAUAACCAAUAUUUUCAGGAAAAAAUCGAAAGAAUGUUUGAAAAAUUGGAAUGAAACUGAAAAUUAUCCUCCAGUUCCAACCAUGAAUAAUACACCAAGUGAACCUACUGAUGUUGCUGCUUCAAUCGUUGACUCUCGGAAGGAAGUAUCAAGUCCGUCGUUUUAUGUAUCUGAAUUUGGUAUUCCUCCACACUCACCAGUUUCACCGAGAGUUAAAAAUAUUAAUGAAGACAUGGAAGCGUUAACACUAUCGCGCCAAGACAAUCCUUUCAUCGCAUCUAAAUUGGAAAAAUUGUCAGCUUCAGAAGAGCUGCUGUCCUCAUCAUCCUCAUUGACAAUUCAACAGGAAGACCACAACAUUUCGACCCCUACAACCUCAUCCAAUGAUUAUUAUCAUCAACAUUUUUCUCCAUCAAAUAAAACUGGUUCAUCAUCGUUCAUCAACCCUUCUUUGCAUAAUUUAGAAAUUGAAGAGAUUACCCAAGAUGAUUCCAAUCUCCACCAGCACCUAAUUAGAUCGCCACCGCCUCAAUUUCCGACUAAAUUAUCGCACUUUGUUUUCCCUUUGCCAAAUAGUCCAAUAAGAAAUAUAUCUUCUCGUUAUGGUGCUUUUUUGAGUCCAGAUCAUCGAUCAGAAUCAAAAUCAGACUAUCGAUCAGGUGCAAUUAAUUUAUCAACUAAAGCUCUUGCCGAUAAAUUAACAUUCCAAUCAACGCACUCGCUGUCAAUCAAAUCACCGCCAAAAAUAUUCAAUACUUAUCGCAAAAAUUCUAUGGGUCAUAUUGGAGACAAAUUAAUUAAUCAAUCAUCAUCGUCAUCUUCUUCCUCGUCAUCAUCAUCUUCAUCAACUUCAGACAAUAUAGCACGUCGAUCAUCUUCAGAGUCAUUCAAAAAAGAUUUAACUAAAAUACCAAAAACUUCUGGUCAAUCCUCAAAUGAAGCUGUUAAAAAUACUGAUUAUCAUUCUUUAAUCAAUGAUCCUAAAAGUUCCUCUAAUCUUACAAGCAACAAAGAGCAGUGUAAUAAUGUUAUCGACUAUCUGAAAGGAAAAAUAACUGGAAAUGGGUCAAAAGAAGACGAAGACAAGUUGAAAGACAAUGAAAAUGAUAGCAAUAAUGAUAAUCCUUCCAUUAACUGGAAUCACUCUGAAACUGGCCUAUCCAAUUCUCGAGAAGCUCUUAUAUCGACUCAAUCAUCAUUACUUGAUGCUUCUGAUUGACAAGGAAACAUUCAUCGCAAUAUUUAACAUUCCGACAUCUGAUUUUGCCUAUUUCUUCUCGAAAUAUUGCUAUAAUCAAUUGUAAUUCAUUUAUUUUCACCAUCUUUGUUUCGCUAUCAAAUUACCUUUGUCAAAUUAUUUAAAUAAAAAUCAAAAUAUAGUAUUUAAUAUUAGUAAAUGUU
Tetranychus urticae (two-spotted spider mite) is the source of this 1924-nucleotide messenger RNA. RefSeq lists its product as uncharacterized. The record is from RefSeq and is a predicted model, not a curated record. Lineage: Eukaryota; Metazoa; Arthropoda; Arachnida; Trombidiformes; Tetranychidae.